Molecule: messenger RNA, 4334 nt
Organism: Astrephomene gubernaculifera
Lineage: Eukaryota; Viridiplantae; Chlorophyta; Chlorophyceae; Chlamydomonadales; Astrephomenaceae
Source: the annotation of a GenBank genome assembly
AUGGAGGAUCCUUCGAGUCGAGGAGGCGUGGGCAGUGGAGCCAGCAUGAGUGGAGGCCGCGGCUUCUUCACCGCUCGCGGCCCCGCCGGCACCUCCGCGCGCCUCUCCACCCGCUCCUCCUACGAUGAGUCCGUGCACGGCUCCUUCGGGCACGGUGGGCUGCAGCGCGAGGGGGCCACGCGGGACAUGCGCUUUGCGGGGUCGGCGCUGGCGGAGGUGCCAUUCUUCGCAGACGUCCCCAGCCACGAGGCCGCGCUGUCCGUCACGGUGGUGCGCGCGCUGUGUCUGUCCAAGGCGGCGUGGGAGCUGCUGGCGGAGCAGUUCCCGCACCAGGCCAGGAUAGUGCUGGACAACCUGCAGUCCCGCCACGAGGCCGAGCUGUUCUCCGCGCUGCACUCCGCCGCCUCCUCCAGCCAGCUCAGCCCCGCGCAGCUGGAGACAGCCAUCAGCCUCAUGAAGGCGGAGGAGGGCAUUGACUCCAUGGACCCGCAGCUGCUGGUGGAGACGCGGGCCGCGCUGACGCAAGCCCAGAUGGACCAGCUGCUGCGCCUGGACGACAUCCGGGCAGUGGUCCGCGCACACGUGCACAAGGUGGACAGCCUGCGCACCUACCGCUUCCUGCAGCAGGCGGCGCUGGGGGACGUGGACACGCUGCGCAACAUGCUGAACCAGGGCAUGAGCCCCAACUCGGCGGACUAUGACGGGCGCACGGGGCUGAUGCUGGCGGCCAAGGCGGGGCAUGAGGGAGUGGUGCGUCUGCUGUUGGACCACGGGGCCAAGGCCGACCAGCUAGAUGCCUUCGGCAACUCCGCGCUGACCGAGGCUUGCAAGGCGGGCAACGACAAGGAGAUCGAGCUGCUGCUCAACUACGGGGCAUCGCUUGGCGUGAAUUCGCUGCAAGUCGCUGGAACCAUGUGCACCGCCGUCUUCGAGGGGGACCUCAUCAAGCUGCGCCGCCUGCUACGCGCCGGCGCGCCGCCCGACGCCUGCGACUACGACCGCCGCUCAGCGCUGCACAUCGCGGGCGCGGAGGGCAACCUGGCUGCGGUGAAGCUGCUGAUACAGGAGGGCGGAGCCGACCCCAACUUCCAGGACCGCUGGGGCAACACGGCGCUGGAUGAGGCUCGCAGGGUGGGUGCGGAGCCUGUGGUGGUGUAUCUGGAGGGGUUGGAGUCGCAGGAGCGGCUUGCGCUGAGUGACGAGCAGGUGCGGCGGCAGAUCAAGACGGAACUGCUGACGGCGUGCACGCAUGGUGACGUGGCGCGCAUCACGCGGCUGUUUGCGGCGUCGCGGCCGCCCUGCGUGCACACUGCGCUGCUGGUGGCGGCGGCGGAAGGACAGCCGGGUGCCGUACAAGCGCUGAUCAAGUGGACGAGCGGCCGGGUGCUGGAGCGUGUGGGGCACGUGGCGCUCCUGGAGGCGGCCGACAUGGGUCACGUGGAGGUGGUGCGGCUGCUGCGAGCUGCGGGCGCCAGCCUGCCCGACCCGGCGGCCGACACGAAUGUGGCGGUGCUGGAGGCGGCGGUGCUGCGGCACGACCUGCCGGUGGUUGCGGCGCUUCUAGCGGCGGGGGUGCAUGUCAUGCCGGCGGGGGUGCUGAAGCUGAGUAACACGACGACGACGAGGGUGUGCACGCCGUUGGCAGAAGGAGGCGAUGGCGAUGCCAGCGGCGGCGGCGAAGGUGCAAGUGCGGACGCAGCAAUUGGUGUGAGCAGCAGCAACAUCAGCCCCAACACCAGAGGCGUGAUCCUGUCGGGAAGCGGGGGGGCCCGGGGGGCGGGCACGUGUACAGCACUGCACCUGGCUGCGGGCAUGGGCAAUUUGGAUCUGGUACGGCUGCUGGUGGAGGUGGGCGGCGCCUCCGCACGUGCGCCGGACACCACCGGCGCCUCCGCAGCGAGUUUGGCUGAGAGGGCAGCUGUGCUGCACUCGGGUAGUGCGAUACACCAGCGUGUGGCUGAGUACCUGAGCUGGGCGGCGGCGCAGGGGGAGGAGGUGGACCCGGUGGUGGCGGUGGCGAAGCACGGGCCGCUGCCGGAUGUGAGCAGCAGCCAUGCGGCGGCGGCAGCGGCGGCACAGGAGGAGGCGGAAGGGAAGAAGAAAACGAAGAAGAAGAAGCAGGAGGAUAAGGAGAAGAAGGAGAAGAAGAAGGGCGUGCUGAAGAAGUCGGAUGCCUCCUCCUCAUCUGACAGCUCAGGCGACAGCGAGGGCCAGGCGCGGAGCAAACGCAACGGCCCAGCCAGCUCCGCUACGGCCAUCAUCGUGCCGCCGCCCUCCGGCUCCACCACCACCCGCACCCUCAACUCCAACGCCAGUAUCCGCAACAGCCUGCGCCCCUCCACCUCCCUCAAGCGCAUCUCUAGCGUGCGGGUGCUGCUGCAGGCCUCCGCGCCCCCAGGACCCCAAACCGCACAACAAUCCCAGAGCUAUGCCGCCGCUCCGAGCCCCGGCACCCCCCCGGGUGCCGCCGCCACAGCGCCCAAGCUCUCCGGCAGCGGCGCCGACGACGACCCCGACCCGGCCGACUACAGCCGCGUGCCCAUUUACGACAUCACCGCAGCCUCCGCCGGCUCCUGCGCCUCCUCCUUCGCUCAGCCCUCCUCCCGCCGCUCCUCCCAGUGCCGCCGCGUGUCACUGUGGGACGCGGGUGGGACUACCGGUGGUACUGGUGGCGGAGGGCAGGGGCCGCCGGCCUCCUCGCCCCUACCGAGGCUUAGCGAAGAGAUUUCGAUGCCGCUGCAAGCCGAGCGGCAGCCGCCGCUGCUGCUGCCUCAAGCUCCGCAGCCUCAGCAGCAACAGCAGCAGCAGCAGCAAGGGCAACAGGGCCAGCCGUCUCCGUUGCAGCAGGGGCAGUCGGGGCGGCUGGCGACUCAGACGCUGCUGGAGCAGCAGCAACCCAGCCUGCAGCGGCGCAUGUCUCGAAGCGCGAGUCGCACCGUCGGCCACUCUCGUAGCAGCCUGGGGAGCAGCCUGAGCAGCAGCACACGCAGCACAGGCGGAGGGGGUGCCGGCGGUGGUGGCAGCUCUGCUAGCAAGGGAAGCAUCCUAGUGCUGUCGCCACGGCCGGCGUCGCUCACCUCCCAACAACAACCGCAGCAGCAGCAGCAGCAGCCUCAGUCCUCGCUGCCUGACCUGCUAGAGUCGGAAACAGAGAUGGAGCUCGAGCCCGCAGCAGGCGACGGCUUGGGAGUGACGGCAGCGAAAAGCGUCACGGCGCCCCUUGGCGCGGGGUUGACGUCGGCAAACGCGAUGGCGGCGGCAGCUCAGGAGCUCCGUCGGCUUGAGGGCCGUAUUGAGUUCCCAAGCGUGGGGCCGUCUGUCCGCUGGCAGGCGUCGGAUGUCAUCAGCGGUGGAGCCAGCGGCGGCGGCAGCGGCGGCGGCGGCAAUGGUGAGGAGCGCUGGAGCGCCGUCAGCACCGCCAGCAGCAUCCGACUUGGGGGGCAACGCAGCGGCCUGCGAAAUGCCGUGUCAAUGCCACAGCUGCAGCACCCCCAGUACAUGCAACAGCAGCAACAGCAACAGCAGCAUCCGGCGGCGGCGGCAGCGUUAUCGUCGUCAGCGUCCCCAGCUCGGCCUCCCAGUGUGUUGCCGGCGGGCUUGCCAGGCGCUGUAGGGGUGACGGAGGAUGGGUUCCUAGCGGCGCCGCCAGCCGCCUGCUGCGCCGAGGAUCUCCUCGCUGGCUCAAUAUCCCCAGCGGCCUUGUCCCGGUCGUCUGCACUCUCAGCAGCCAUGUCAAGAGCAGCCUCCUCCAUCGCCAUGCCUGCGAUGGCAGCAGCAACACCAGCAGCGGGCGACGUUGGCUUCGGCGGCGGCAGUGGCGGCAGUGGCGGCAGUGGCAGCUACCAUCUGCUGGGUGUGCAGGGACCUUCCCCGUCGCCGCCGUCGCUGUCUGUACAGCGCUUGCGGUCGCGUCUGGGCGAGCUGAGUGCUACUGCUGGCGGGGGCGGUAGCCACCGGUGGUCUGAAGGCACGUUGGGCUGCGGCGGCGGCAUGGCCUCUGUUGGGUCCGUGUCAGUUGAGGGUGGUGGUUACGAGGGCAGUUGGAGUACAGGUCCUGCCGUAAUGAUGGCGGCCGGCCAGGGCGGGAUUGGGGUUGGUGUUGGGGUUGGCAGCGCGAUGACUGCCGAGUUUGCGGUCGGGAGUCCCCCAGCUGCCUCUUUGGCGGCUGGCAGCCGGGGCAGCACCAGGAGCAAUAGGGCGGGGAGUUGGGGCUCCGAAGCCGUGCCCAUGCUGAGGGCUGAGGUCGGUGCUGCUGCGGGUGCGGCUGGUGGGGCUGUUGUGGGGUCAGGGACAGGGGCAGGUGGCCCUAGCUUGAGCCAGUCGCCAAGAGGGGG